Molecule: messenger RNA, 1176 nt
Organism: Komagataella phaffii GS115
Lineage: Eukaryota; Fungi; Ascomycota; Pichiomycetes; Pichiales; Pichiaceae
Product: Vacuolar H+/Ca2+ exchanger involved in control of cytosolic Ca2+ concentration
Exons: 1
Coding region: 1-1176 (391 amino acids)
Biological process (GO): calcium ion transmembrane transport; intracellular calcium ion homeostasis
Cellular component (GO): fungal-type vacuole membrane
Molecular function (GO): calcium:proton antiporter activity
Source: RefSeq, a predicted model, not a curated record
AUGGUUUACGAUCAAUCCGAAAAUGAGACGUUGCUACAACCAUCAUUAAGAUCAAGAUCAACGUUAAAAAGAGUCUUAUAUUGUUCACCCUUGAACAUUCUCCUUUUUCUGUUCCCAUUUGGAUUGCUUGUUGAUUACUUAGGAUGGUCUGCUUUAUGGGUGUUCUCCUUCAAUUUCCUUGUGAUCAUUCCCUUGGCCGCUAUUCUUUCAUAUUCUACUGAACAACUGAGUGAACGGGUAGGGCAAACUUUGGGAGGCCUUUUGAAUGCAACAUUUGGCAAUGCAAUAGAACUGAUUGUAUCACUAAUUGCUAUUCGCCAAAAUCAAAUUCGAGUUGUUCAAGCAUCGAUGCUUGGGAGUAUUCUGUCGAAUCUUCUUUUGGUUCUUGGUUGUUGCUUUGUUGCCGGUGGCUACAACCGAGAGCAGCAGAGGUUCAAUCAAACGGUAGCUCAAACAAUGUCAUCUCUUUUGGCUCUUUCGAUGAUUGGUCUGUUACUACCUGCUGCUUUUCACGCUUCGUUACCUAGAACAGCAUACAAUGAAGAUCAAAUCCUAAAAUUAUCGCGAGGAUCGGCACUCAUCCUGCUGCUAAUGUAUGUGUUCUUUCUUGUUUUCCAACUGAAAACUCACAAGCGGCUAUUUCAAGAGGCAGAAGGUAGGGAAGAUGACGCCUUAUCCGAAAUGUCUCUCCAAGAAAAGCCACUAGAAGUUAAGUGGGCGCUAACCACUUUGUUGCUAGCGACGUUAUUGGUGAGCAUAUCUGCAGAUAAAUUAGUUGGAUCUAUCGACGACAUUGUGGCCUCUACCGGAGUCUCCAAAACUUUCAUUGGUCUAAUUGUGAUACCUAUCGUCGGAAAUGCUGCGGAGCACUUUACUGCCGUUGUCGUGGCCUAUAAAGACAAGAUGGAUCUCGCAGUUGGUGUAGCUGUAGGCUCGUCUCUUCAAAUCUCCCUAUUUGUUACCCCGUUUAUGGUGCUAGUCGGUUGGGUGAGUGGUACACAGAUGUCUCUGUUUUUUUCAACGUUUGAAACUGCAGUCAUGUUCGUAGCAGUGUUGAUAACAAAUUAUUUGAUUUUAGACGGAGAAUCGAAUUGGCUAGAGGGUGCAAUGUUGCUGAGCACCUACCUAAUUAUUGCACUAGCAUUUGUGUACUAUCCGGAUACACUGGGCUCGUAA